AUGUCCGCCGCAAAGACCCGUGCUCAGUCCCUCAUUAACGACAACGCCGUCGUCGUUUUCUCCAAGUCAUACUGCCCUUACUGUGACUCUUCCAAGAAGCUGCUUGACGGCUUGAACGCGAAGUACACUGCUCUGGAGCUGGAUCAGGAUGAGGAGGGAGCUGCUAUUCAGAGCGCUCUUGCCGAACUCUCAGGCCAGCGCACCGUCCCCAACAUCUUCAUCAACAAGAAGCACAUCGGCGGUAACUCCGACCUCCAGGGUAAGAAGGACCUGAAGGAUCUGCUCAAGUCUGCUGGUGCGAUCUAA
This is a messenger RNA of Penicillium verrucosum, 306 nucleotides long. RefSeq names its product glutaredoxin. The record is from RefSeq and is a predicted model, not a curated record. NCBI's taxonomy places the organism in Eukaryota, Fungi, Ascomycota, Eurotiomycetes, Eurotiales, Aspergillaceae. Gene Ontology annotation, molecular function: glutathione disulfide oxidoreductase activity. The transcript has 2 exons. The coding region runs from base 1 to 306 and encodes 101 amino acids. Gene Ontology annotation, cellular component: cytoplasm; nucleus. Gene Ontology annotation, biological process: cellular response to oxidative stress.